CGGGAACUGCUUCCAUUGUAUCUUCCCCAGUCACGUCCACUGGAUUUUUCCCACUGGCUCUUUUAAGAUAGCUUUUUGAAGGCAGACGACUCCGUUCAAUGUGAGUGGCGUGCACGACGAAAACGCGAAAUUCCGACGAGAAAUGUGCCGAUCGUUAGUUGAAGACCCUGGGUUCCGGGAGCGGAGGGAGUGCCUCCAGGUCCAGCAAUUCCAAAUCCGCCUGGCGGUGCCCAAGGCCGAGCGCCGUCUCCUUCCUAGCACCCUAACUCUUCUGUACAUCCCCCGCAACGGACACUCCGUACUCGAGGUGAACGGCCAGGCGAUCCGGCCGGAAGCAGGAACGUUUAUCGCGCUGGAGAGGCGGGAGGACGGCGAAGGGGCUGCGUGCUUUGGGAGCUCGGAGAAGGUGCGGGCGAGCGAGGGGGUGAGCUUCGAGGUGUAUGCGUGGGAGGAGAGGGUGCUGAGCGGGAGCUUCUGGAGGGAGGACGGGGCAUGGAGGACGCGGAGCCGAUGCGAGAUGGAGGCGCCGCUGGGGUUCGAUGUGGCUGAGGCGGAGGUGUGGGUGACGGAGGAGCGGAGAGGAACGGGCGCCAUGAGGGAGAGGGUGGAGAUGAGGAAAAGCGAGUGGCGCAGGAGGAGGAGAGCGACCACGGCGCUCGAGGACAUACCGGAGGGAGAAGGGGAAGGGGAAGGGGAAGGGGAGGUGUGGGAGGAGGAGUUGUGGAAGGAGGAGAUGUGGGAUUGCGAGGAGAAGGAGAUGGAGGUGGAGGAGGAGAUGAGGUGGCUGGACGUCGGGUUCGUCGCCGUCUGCGUAGGCGUGGGGUUCCUAGCGUCCGCCGCUGCGACGAAGCGCCUCCGUCGGAGGUUUUUCUGAUCGUUUUAACAGUAGAGAGAGAGAGAGAGAGAGAUUGUAAACAAUUAAUUACAUCACAGUUUUAAUGAGAUCGUUACAUCCCGAAAUCAAAUUGACAAGCGAUUCAUAAAGAUUGGAUUCGAAGGAACAGAGUAGCCUCAAU
Messenger RNA from Nymphaea colorata (pocket water lily), 1016 nucleotides. RefSeq lists its product as uncharacterized. NCBI's taxonomy places the organism in Eukaryota, Viridiplantae, Streptophyta, Magnoliopsida, Nymphaeales, Nymphaeaceae. The transcript has a single exon. Bases 143 to 874 code for a protein of 243 amino acids. The record is from RefSeq and is a predicted model, not a curated record.